AUGGACAGAACGCCUCCUUUCUUGGCAGAGGACUGGGAUUCGCGUCCAUUCUUCAAAACAAGUGGUACCAGUGAUGACACGAGGACGUACAUCACCUCCUUUGUCGCCACCUGCAGUUGGCGGAACUGUGUGUCUUUCCGAUUGAACUAUCCGGUGGUGCCCAAGGGAAAAGAUCGCCUCUGCGUUAUUCUUCACGCGGAAAGCACCGUAGGCGAGGCUGAGACAUUAGUAGUGGCACUCUGCGAGUCGGCUCAGGAAAUGCUUGACAUUGAACCAGGCGGGAAUAAAUAUGGUAAAAUUCCCAGUGCAGCACGUGAAAAGCCUGAAAUGAUGAGGCAUCCUCUUUAUCCACGAAGCGGGAAAGACAGAGAAAAAGAGGAACUACUCCCGUAUACUGUGAUGGGGUGA
Messenger RNA from Aspergillus niger, 408 nucleotides. RefSeq lists its product as uncharacterized. NCBI's taxonomy places the organism in Eukaryota, Fungi, Ascomycota, Eurotiomycetes, Eurotiales, Aspergillaceae. The coding region runs from base 1 to 408 and encodes 135 amino acids. The transcript has 2 exons. The record is from RefSeq and is a predicted model, not a curated record.